GCGGUUCACUUCCUGGGCAGCGGCGCUGGUUUCCUCUCGUGUGUCGGGCCGUGUGCUGGUGCUUCAGAAAUGGCCGCUGAGAAGCCGAGCGAGGUGAGAACAGCGGCGAUGGAGGAGAAUAAAGAGAACCUGACGGACGGAGGACUAAGUCUGGAGAUCCUCCAGAUAAUAAAGGAUUCCCAGCAGCAGCAUGGUCUCAGGCAUGGAGAUUACCAGCGGUACAGAGGGUACUGCUCCCGGAGGCUGCGCCGUCUGCGAAAAACUCUGGGCUUCAGAAUGGGCAACCGGCACAAAUUUACUGGCAAGAAAGUGACCGUGGAGAUGGUGUCUGACAACAGAUACCUGUUGUUAGUUGUGAUGGAAGCGGAGCGGGCUUGGAGUUAUGCCAUGCAGCUGAAGCAGGAGGCAAACACUGAACCCAGGAAGCGCUUCCACCUCAUGGCUCGUCUGCGGAAAGCAGCCAAACAUGGAGAGCACCUGGAGAAGCUGUGCGAGAGCCAGCGCGUCGAUGCUAAAACCAAACUAGAGGCUCAGGCCUACACCGCCUACCUGACCGGCAUGGUCCAGUUUGAGCUGCAGGAGUGGAAAGCUGCCAUGGAGGCCUUUAACAAGUGCAAGACCAUCUAUGAGAAGCUGGCAAGUGCGUUCACUGAGGAGCAGGCUGUCCUUUACCAUCAGAGAGUGGAGGAAAUUUCCCCGAAUAUACGCUACUGUGCUUACAACAUCGGUGACCAGAAUGCCAUUAAUGAUCUGAUGCAGAUGAGGCUCAGUGCAGGAGGGGGUGGAGGCAUGAUGGCUGAGAAGCUUGAGACUCUGAUCACUCAGACGAGGGCAAAACAGGCCGCCACCAUGAGCGAGGUAGAGUGGAGGGGUCGUUCUGUACCUGUAAAAAUCGAUAAGGCCAGAAUCUUCCUGCUGGGGCUGGCUGACAACGAGGCUGCUAUUGCACAGGCUGCCAAUGAGGAUACGAAGGAGCGUCUGUACGAGACCCUGUUGGCCGAAUGCAGAGACACCAUCCAGGCUGUGAGAGAGGAGCUGAGGACUGAUGUGAAGCAGAGAGAGAGAGCUGCAGAGGGGGCUGAGAGUGGGAAAGCCUCUAACCUGCAGUACCUGCACAGCUACCUAACUUACAUCAAGCUGUGGACAGUAGUGAGGAGAAAUGAGAGCAUGGCCCGUGCGCUGCAGGCAAAACUGAAGGAGCCACAGACAGACGAAAACAAAAGAGGCCCCCGACCCCAGGACCUCAUACGACUCUACGAUAUCAUACUGCAGAGCCUGGCAGAGCUGUCAACCUUGCAGGGAUUGGAGGAGGACCACGCCUUCCAGAAAGAGGUGGCCCUGAAGACUCUGGUCUACAAGGCUUACAGGUGUUUCUUCAUCGCUCAGUCGUAUGUGCUGGUGAAAAAGUGGAGCGAAGCGUUGGUUCUGUAUGAGAGGGUCCUGAAAUACGCACGAGAGGUCCAAUCCAAGGCCAAAAAUCUCAAUAACAGCCUCAUGGAUCUUCCGGAUGUCCAGGAUCUGAUUGCUGAGGUCAAUGCAGAGAAAUACUCCCUUCAGGCAGCUGCCAUCUUGGAUAAAGAGGAUGUAGCUGAAGCUCCUGUUCAGCAGCAAGUCAAGGACAACAUGCCUCUCUCCGAUCGACUCGAUACCUUCCGUCUUGACACCUCCCUUGUGGGAAAGCAGCCCAACCUGGUGCAGUUUCCCCCAGACUUCCAGCCAAUCCCGUGCAAGCCUCUGUUCUUCGACCUGGCGCUCAACCAUGUGGCCUUCCCACCCCUGGAUGACAAGGUGGAGCAGAAGGGCAAGGGCGGCCUCACCGGCUACAUCAAGGGCAUCUUCGGCUUUGGCAGCUAAGCCAAGCUUUGAGCUUGAAGUUGGAGCUGGAUCUAAUCUGGACUUGCUCCCAAAACUUGUUCCCUGUCCAAACCUCAUCUUUUUCUGAAAUAAGUCAUCAAUAUUCUUCAGCCAAUGACCUGGAGAGCCAGAGACAUGCAGAUUUCAGUGGUCUACCUUCUAUUUUCGCCAUGUAUUAGCUUUGACAUUAGCUGUUAUUCUGAUGAGAGGAAACUGAUCACACUGGUCUUUGCAGGACUUCUGGUCUUCCAGCACCAAUGGUUGACACACCUGGACUAGACUGCAGAUAUAUACAUCCAUUGGGGACAGAUCCUACAUAGAUAAAACCAAAACUGGACAAGACUGAGCUGUGAUGAAAUAAAAAGAAUAAAACAUUAAGGAAAGUUAAGAGUUUUGAGGAGUCCUGAGGGACUUAAGCGUCAAACUCCUCUCCCAUGUCACUCUACAGCGAUAUGGUAAAGCAUGAUCAUGAUGUGUAGACAUUUUCAUAGUACACAAUAUUUAUUGUGAUACUGUGAUCACAGUCAAAAUACAGUUGACGGAUCCUUAAAAACAUUCUUAACUUAUUCAAAAGGUCCUGUCUUUUAUCCAAUUAAAUUAGACUAAUUAUGCUUUCUUUAAUUAUACAGUACAGUUGGUUAGUAUUCAAAGAUGGUGUAGAUUUGUUGCAGAAGCAUAAAUUGGCCUUUAAUUGUGUUGUUCAACAAGGAAAUCACAGAAAUAUGAUGGACAUUUGCCUUAAUGGCUUGAAAUUGGUAUCCUUGAUGAUCUCCAUCUUUAACAAGAACUCAACUCAUCUAACUUAUCAGAAGAGUAUCAGUUUCUAGCAGCUGUUCUUGAGAAGGGAGCACAUAAACAAACCUGUACAGUGCUGAUAGGGGCCUGGCUGAUAUACCAGUUUCACGGUAACAUUGAUGAUUAUUUGCAAUUCAACUUUUUUUCUGCAUCAGUAUUUUAUUUGGAAGGUGCAAUCUGGUCACCUUCCUUCAUGAACACAAUUACAAUUUCUUACAAAACUUUCUUAAUCACUGAUGAUUCGGGUCAGGCAUGUUUCAGCAGGAAAAUCACAAACUGUGCUGACUAUUUAUCUGGAAAUUUUAUUGAGGCUGGAAAGUUUGGUUUGGAACGAUUUUGGACUGCAUGUGCUGGCCUGUACAGUUGUAGCUCUUUUCACAGUUCUAAGACCUUAUUAAUUUAGUUCUUAUUCUUUAAUACUGUUCAAUGGUUAUUUUGAAAUCCCAAAUAUCCGCUCACUAACAUUGAUUUCAGGGCACAAGUAAGUACGUAAGUUAGUACACAGUUAAAUGGACUGCACACAAGUACGUAGUACAUUUAGAACAGAAGCAGUGGACGUUUUUUGCUACUUUUUGAAUGUCUAAAAUUGUGUCUUGUCAUCGUUGAACAUCAUCCAGGAUGUGAUGAGAUAAUCUGGGACAUGUAAAACAGGGUUCAGUGCCAUGCUGGAUCAUCCUAAUUUCCAUGUGAAUUAAGGCGAAGAUCAGUAAGGCUGCGUUCACACAGCAAGUUUUGGGCAAAAUUUGGGCUUUUUGCCCAAAUUUACAGAUUUCUUUUGUUUGUUUUUAUCUAAUCCUUUUCAUUAUUUUAAUUUGUUUCUCUUUAAAAUGUGUUGUAUCAGCAAAAUGGGAGCAAGUAUUAGUAAUGUAAGGAGCCUGAACUGAAAGCAAACUGAAUGCUUUCUGUUUUGAUUAGCGUUGAAUCUUUCUCUUAAAUUUGGUCAGUAGGUUGCACCUCCAGUCUGUGUAUGUUAUAAAAACAAUCCUAUAAAAACUUACUCUGCAAAUGUUUAACAAGUUAAUAAACUGACACAAAUGGAUCACUACUGUAGGUCUAGGGGUCUUUAGCUUCAGUCUUGUUGGGCAGGUUUCCAGCACAGUUUGGGAACUUCCUGGCUCAAACACACCUACUAAACUAUAACAUGUUUGAUUUUAAUUUAUGAUUCCAGCCAUCUAGAUUUAAUUUUGAAGACCCCUGCCGUACCUUGCAUUUUCAUUUGCUAAGCAACACGUUUUCUUAUAGUUGAAAAAAUCUUGAGUAAACUUGUGGCUUGUCACAAAGUCGUGUCCUAUCAUAGGAAAUGGCUGGACACUUUCACCCUGACGCCUGCCAAUGUGAACACAGGGUUAAACGUAAAGUAAGUCAUAGGGUAGCUUAAACUAACGCCGCCAAAUAAACUGUGGAAAAAAGCCACUUGUCUCUGUCUUCAGUCUGGACACAUUUUUACAUCUUCAGAGGGAAUUUUGUAUUUCUUAGUUUAACCACCAAGAAUCCUCGUCCUUCUAAAGCGUUGAUGUUUUGCAGUGGACAUGUCUUGCUGCUGUUUAUGGUGUCUAGAAAGAAAAUUUUAGUUUUACCGGUCUCUUUCAUUACAGCAACUCACGGCUGGUCAAACACUGUCUGAGUCAUCUGUUCCCGUUCAUUUUUUACUAUUACAUUUAUCUUUUUGGGCUUUUUGCCGAAAUUUACCAACAAUUUUUUUGUCUAAUCCUUUUCAUUAUUUUAAUUAGUUUCUUUUUAAAAUGUGUUGUAACAGCAAAGUGGGGGCAAGUAUCAGAAGGAGCCUGAACUGAAAGUAAACUGAACGUUUUCUGUUUUGACCACUGUUGAAUCUGUUGGCAAACUGGAAGAUUAAAUGGUUAAGUGGUGAAUAAAUAUUGAAAUGAAAGUUGGUGUAAAGGCUCCUAAUUAAAUAAACCACAUAUGAAGAUUUGAA
This is a messenger RNA of Astyanax mexicanus (Mexican tetra), 4585 nucleotides long. It is a transcript of the gene srp68, whose product is annotated as signal recognition particle 68. NCBI's taxonomy places the organism in Eukaryota, Metazoa, Chordata, Actinopteri, Characiformes, Acestrorhamphidae. The coding region runs from base 70 to 1854 and encodes 594 amino acids. The transcript has 16 exons. Gene Ontology annotation, molecular function: 7S RNA binding; signal recognition particle binding; endoplasmic reticulum signal sequence receptor activity. Gene Ontology annotation, biological process: SRP-dependent cotranslational protein targeting to membrane. Gene Ontology annotation, cellular component: signal recognition particle, endoplasmic reticulum targeting. The record is from RefSeq and is a predicted model, not a curated record.